Thlaspi arvense is the source of this 684-nucleotide messenger RNA. NCBI's taxonomy places the organism in Eukaryota, Viridiplantae, Streptophyta, Magnoliopsida, Brassicales, Brassicaceae. The record is from the annotation of a GenBank genome assembly.
AUGGAGGGAAAAGACUGGGAAGCUUCCUUUUCGAGCGAAGACGAAGCUGAUUAUGCAGUCGAUGAUGACGAAGAAUUUCAUCUUACUGGUUCAGGACCCAAGUUACAAUUCAGAGUCGGAUCUUCCAAGGCUCGUUGGGUUACCGAAUUAGGAAUGGCUCAAGUUGAGGUUAAAAGAGGGAAACUUUGGACAACAACUGGAAUCGUCCGUAGCGGAAAGACUUUUUGCUUCAUAGAAGAGGCUCUGUAUUUGAGUGAAAUAGGAGAGUUGCAGAUCAUGGGUAGUGAAGAUGAUGACGUAGUGAUCCCAUUGAAGGACUUGCAUGGAGUUCCUUGGACGUCAAAGGAUGCUGCCGCAAUUUCGACACCAAGUGGUGAACAAGAGUCGGUUUGUGCCGGUGAAUGUACUGAAGCCAAGGACGAUGUUACUAAACUCUUGGGAGAUAUGCAGCUAUGUGAUGCAAGAGCUGUGUUUGACGUGUAUUUGCCAAACAGCAGGUUCAAGAAGUCUUGUCCUGGUGAACCGAGCUUUGUGGCUUGCUUCUCGGGGGACUCUCCACCAAGCAAAGAAGAUAUUAAAGCUCUGCAAAGCCGCGUAACUGCACCGUUAAUGUUCUGUCACAUCGCUCAGGGACGUGUCAGUUUCUUUUCCUUCAGUUCCAUAGACCUCCCUGUCUUACCAUAA